Gongylonema pulchrum is the source of this 297-nucleotide messenger RNA. The record is from the annotation of a GenBank genome assembly. NCBI's taxonomy places the organism in Eukaryota, Metazoa, Nematoda, Chromadorea, Rhabditida, Gongylonematidae.
ACACUAAAGCUGUGGGAUUUCAAUAAAGGCAAAUGUCUGAAAACUUAUACUGGCCAUAAGAAUGAAAAGUAUUGUAUUUUCGCAAACUUCUCCGUCACCGGUGGCAAGUGGAUUGUCAGUGGAUCGGAAGAUAAUCGUGUCUAUAUAUGGAAUUUGCAAUCCAAAGAAAUUGUACAGACUCUUGAAGGGCAUACAGAUGUGGUGCUUUGUACCGACUGUCAUCCUACGCAAAAUAUGAUUGCAUCGGCAUCGCUGGAAAAUGAUCGGACAAUUCGGUUGUGGAAGUCCGAUUUUUAA